Molecule: messenger RNA, 3254 nt
Organism: Salvelinus fontinalis (brook trout)
Lineage: Eukaryota; Metazoa; Chordata; Actinopteri; Salmoniformes; Salmonidae
Product: carbohydrate sulfotransferase 12-like
Exons: 5
Coding region: 231-1523 (430 amino acids)
Biological process (GO): carbohydrate biosynthetic process; proteoglycan biosynthetic process
Cellular component (GO): membrane
Molecular function (GO): sulfotransferase activity
Source: RefSeq, a predicted model, not a curated record
CGGUCCUCGGGUUCCGUCCCUUUGCUUUGUGUGCUCUGCUAUGUGCUGCUCUCUCGCCCUCAUCUACCGACCAGACUUGACACCCUGUACGACGUCGAGGGGCCAGCUAGCCAGAGCGCGACCAUGGAAGCGAACAAAGAGGUGUUGUCGUCGGCAACCAGGAAGUGUUUCCCUUAGUGACCGUCGGGCCAUGGAGCUGAGAUAACUCCGCCCCCUCUGCUGUGGUAACCAUGGGAACGUCCCGAUGCUUCCGUCUGGCGUUCCUGCUGGGGUCUGUGUUAAUGGUCCUGCUCAUCAUCCUCUAUUGGGACGACGUAGGAGAGCUCAAUCUCUACCCCCACGACCCUCAUGACCUUUACCCCCAUGACCCUCACCCCACCUCACCCAGCUCCUCCACACCCACCAAACCCCCACCCAGGGACACAGAGGAGCAAGCGACCCACAAACCCCCCAGAACCACAGAGCCUGACCGGCCUGGAGAGGGUGUUCCACCCCCAGGGGAGGAACACCCCCUCCCCCAAGUAACAGACUCAUCAGAGCUGGAGGAGAGGUGGAGAGGAGAGGAAGGGAAGCGAGAAGAGGAGAGAGUGAGGCAGGCGGAGGCGAAAAGAGAGGAGGAGGGGAGGAGACAAGAGGAGAGGAGAAGGAGGAUCGGUGAUAUGUGUUCCGGGAACGGAACAUUAGAAUUCCCAGGAAAAUUCUGGACAUUUGACCAGAUUCCCAACCGGGAGUUAAACCACCUGAUAGUAGAUGACAGACAUGAGAUCAUCUACUGCUACGUUCCCAAGGUAGCAUGUACCAACUGGAAGCGUGUAAUGGUGGUUCUCUCUGAGGGUCUGCUGGCUCCGGAUGGACAACCUUACCGCGACCCCCAGGCCCUGCCCCCUGACCUCAUACACAACUCCUCCCUGCACCUCACCUUCUCCAAGUUCUGGCGUAGGUAUGGCCGUCUCUCCCGUCACCUGAUGAGGGUGAAACUCCAGAGUUACACCAAGUUCCUGUUUGUCCGCGACCCCUUCGUCCGACUCAUCUCCGCCUUCCGGAACAAGUUCCAACAGCCCAACGAAGACUUCUACCGCCAGUUUGGCUCCGUCAUGCUCCGUCGUUAUGGAAACGGGACCUCCAGGGUUCCGGAGUCAGCGGCGGAGGCGUUCAAAGCGGGGAUCCAGCCGUCGUUCUCGGAGUUCGUCCGGUAUCUCCUCGACCCCCAGACGGAGCAGGAGCAGCCAUUCAACGAACACUGGCGUCAGGUGUACCGGCUCUGUCACCCCUGUCAGAUCCACUAUGAUUUCAUCGGCACGCUGGAAAACCUGGAGGACGACUCGGAUCAGCUGCUCCGGAUCCUGGGCCUGGAAGACCAGAUAAAGUUCCCGCCGAGCAACCGGAACCGCACGGCAACCAGCUGGGAACGGGAUUGGUUCGCUGAGGUUCCGGCCGAGUUGAGGAGGAAGCUGUACAGUUUGUAUGAGCCAGACUUUGAGCUGUUCGGGUAUCCUAAACCAGAGAGUCUGCUCCAUCACUGACAGGCUGUUGGGUAUCCUAAACCAGAGAGUCUGCUCCAUCACUGACAGGCUGUCGGGUAUCCUAAACCAGAGAGUCUGCUCCAUCACUGACAGGCUGUCGGGUAUCCUAAACCAGAGAGUCUGCUCCAUCACUGACAGGCUGUUUGGGUAUCCUAAACCAGAGAGUCUGCUCCAUCACUGACAGGCUGUCGGGUAUCCUAAACCAGAGAGUCUGCUCCAUCACUGACAGGCUGUUGGGUAUCCUAAACCAGAGAGUCUGCUCCAUCACUGACAGGCUGUUGGGUAUCCUAAACCAGAGAGUCUGCUCCAUCACUGACAGGCUGUUGGGUAUCCUAAACCAGAGAGUCUGCUCCAUCACUGACAGGCUGUUGGGUAUCCUAAACCAGAGAGUCUGCUCCAUCACUGACAGGCUGUUGGGUGUCCUAAACCAGAGAGUCUGCUCCAUCACUGACAGGCUGUUGGGUGUCCUAAACCAGAGAGUCUGCUCCAUCACUGACAGGCUGUUGGGUGUCCUAAACCAGAGAGUCUGCUCCAUCACUGACAGGCUGUUGGGUAUCCUAAACCAGAGAGUCUGCUCCAUCACUGACAGACUGUUGGGUAUCCUAAACCAGAGAGUCUGCUCCAUCACUGACAGGCUGUUGGGUAUCCUAAACCAGAGAGUCUGCUCCAUCACUGACAGGCUGUUGGGUGUCCUAAACCAGAGAGUCUGCUCCAUCACUGACAGGCUGUUGGGUGUCCUAAACCAGAGAGUCUGCUCCAUCACUGACAGGCUGUUGGGUAUCCUAAACCAGAGAGUCUGCUCCAUCACUGACAGGCUGUUGGGUGUCCUAAACCAGAGAGUCUGCUCCAUCACUGACAGGCUGUUUGGGUAUCCUAAACCAGAGAGUCUGCUCCAUCACUGACAGGCUGUUGGGUGUCCUAAACCAGAGAGUCUGCUCCAUCACUGACAAGCUGUUUGGGUGUCCUAAACCAGAGAGUCUGCUCCAUCACUGACAGGCUGUUUUGGUGUUCUAAACCAGAGAGUCUGCUCCAUCACUGACAGGCUGUUGGGUGUCCUAAACCAGAGAGUCUGCUCCAUCACUGACAGGCUGUUUUGGUGUUCUAAACCAGAGAGUCUGCUCCAUCACUGACAGGCUGUUUGGGUAUCCUAAACCAGAGAGUCUGCUCCAUCACUGACAGGCUGUUUUGGUGUUCUAAACCAGAGAGUCUGCUCCAUCACUGACAGGCUGUUUGGGUAUCCUAAACCAGAGAGUCUGCUCCAUCACUGACAGGCUGUUGGGUGUCCUAAACCAGAGAGUCUGCUCCAUCACUGACAGGCUGUUUUGGUGUUCUAAACCAGAGAGUCUGCUCCAUCACUGACAGGCUGUUUUGGUGUUCUAAACCAGAUAGUCUGCUCCAUCACUGACAGGCUGUUUGGGUAUCCUAAACCAGAGAGUCUGCUCCAUCACUGACAGGCUGUUUGGGUGUCCUAAACCAGAGAGUCUGCUCCAUCUCUUGAUGCCUUACACAUGUGCCUGAGAACCGUGGAUUCGAACCCUGUAUACAUGCAAGCCUGCCGCAAGGCUGUGCUGUUAGCCCACUGAGCUAAAGCCUAGGCAUUAACUUGGGGAGCUAACACAACCCUCUAGCUCUCCACGAUCAGGAGAGAAGAACCAUUUAAGCGUUUUUUUAUCUAAAGGGAAUUGUGCUGUAAAAACUGUUUUUCAAUAAAGUUUUUUUGGGGGAAAUAAA